AUGAGCGAAUCCUCCCAGGCCACAUCGUUCGUGACUUCUGAGGAGGAAGAGAGGCCCGCUGAAACCCGCACCCCCCGGGCCGACCCCGAGACGUGCGCAAGGUCGCGCUUCGCCCUCCCACCCCGCCGCCUCAGGACCCCCAAGGCGCAGCCCAGCCCGGACCCCCAGGACCUCCCCGCGGCGCCCGGCCCUGCCCGGCGGCAGCUCCAGGCAGACAAAUUGUUGAAAGCACUGAAGCAACACUUUCAUGGAAUAAAACAAGAAAAUGAAAAUAUGGACUCUGAAAAAAGUGCAUCUGCUUCCAUUGAAUUGGAUGAACUGAGCAAUCAGGAGGAAAUUAUGGCUGAUUCAGUGUGUUCUAUUACAAAAAGACGUGGUAAAGAAAAGAAAAUAACCAGAAAAAAGAGGAACUCCAAUGAGGAAACUAAUACCACUGAAGAAAAUACAGGGCUUUCUGCUGAGAAAGAGGAGCAUUCUGAAAUGAAAGAAAACGAAGUGCCUCAGGGUGAGCAUGAAAAGGGACAGAAGGUACUCCAAAAUGAGGAACAAGUAACUAAAAAGAGAGCUAUUGACAAUCCAGGGAUGGGUACUGGUCAGAAAGAGCAACCAGAGAAGACUUCUACUAAAAGUAGUGGAGAUGAACGUGAUGCUCAUCAUGCAGAAGGGAAGAUCCCUUUAUAUGUAGGCCGUGCAUCUAGGUCUGGGAAAACAGGAAUGAAAGCUACUACACCAAACUUUAAAAAGUUGCAUGAGGCUCACUUCAACAAAAUGGAAUCUAUUGCUGACUACAUUGAGAGGAAAAAAAAAAUGAUUGAAAACUGCAGCAGUUCUCUCAAUGAAGUCAAGAAACAAAGCAGUGGCAAAACAUUUUUAUUCAGCCCAAACCCAGAAAGAGGCAGAUUCUCCACCACCUAUACUCCUAGUAACCUCCGUCGCUCACCACGCAGUUCCCUGAAUGCUGCCAAUCGAAGCAUUUUAUCUAGGAAAUCUUCAUUUAAUCCUUCUGUCCUUUCAACAACCAAAAUGAACGUCAGGUUCUCGGAAGCCACAAAAGAUAAUGAGCAUAAACGCUCUCUUACCAAGACUCCAUCUAGAAUGUCUCCAUACUUGGAGGAGAUCUGCACACCUGAUAGCCAAAAGAGCUGCAAACUAUUAAGUCGGAAAAAUAGCAAGGGAAAUGCAAGAAAUAAUGACCUGACAGCAUCAAAUGUUAUCACUCCCUUCAAGUUUGCGGCUCAUCCUGCAGAACCCACAAGCACAAAGAAGACCUUUGAUCUCAAAGCGAGUCUCUCAAGGCCGCUUCGGUAUCAGCCACAUAAAGGACGACUAAAACCUUGGGGAGAAUGUAAAGAAAAUACUGCCCUCAGUAAGUCUGUCAGUAGCAACAUCUCUUCACGUAAGAAAGAUUACAAACAGCCGCAUCUCCAGACAAGGGAAGAAAGGCGUGAGAAACAUGAGCAAGAGAGAAAAAAGAAAAAGGCUCAGGCUCUUGGAAAACGUAGAGGACUGUCUGUGGGUUAG
Messenger RNA from Nipponia nippon (crested ibis), 1521 nucleotides. The record is from RefSeq and is a predicted model, not a curated record. Lineage: Eukaryota; Metazoa; Chordata; Aves; Pelecaniformes; Threskiornithidae.